UAUAUCACAUAGCGGCAGAAUGAUCCCCCUCCUCCAUCCAGCGAGUGGUCUGAUUAUUUCCGAAACUUUGUAGAUUCUUGCCUGCAGAAAAUCCCCCACGACAGGCCGACAUCCCAGGAGCUCCUGAAGCACGUCUUUGUUCUCCGAGACCGCCCGGAAACCGUCUUAAUAGACCUCAUCCAGAGAACCAAGGAUGCCGUGAGGGAGCUGGACAACCUUCAGUAUCGCAAGAUGAAGAAGCUGCUCUUCCAGGAGGCCCAUAACGGACCAGCAGUGGAAGCCCAAGAGGAGGAAGAGGAGCAAGACCCCAGCAUGGGCCGGACAGGCACCGUGAACAGUGUGGGGAGCAACCAGUCCAUUCCCAGCAUGUCCAUCAGCGCCAGUAGCCAAAGCAGCAGUGUUAACAGCCUUCCGGAUGCCUCUGACGACAAGAGCGAGCUGGAUAUCAUGGAAGGAGACCACACGGUGAUGUCCAACAGCUCCGUCAUCCACCUGAAGCCGGAGGAAGAAAACUACAGGGAGGAUUCGGACGCUCGGCUGCGAGGAUCGGAGCCCCAGUCUCCCCCCCAAGGGACGCGCCACAGAUCCCACUACCGCAACAGAGAGCACUUUGCCACCAUACGCACAGCAUCGCUGGUGACCCGCCAGAUGCAGGAGCACGAGCAGGACUCCGAGCUGCGGGAGCAGAUGUCCGGCUAUAAACGCAUGCGGCGGCAGCACCAGAAGCAGCUGAUGGCCCUGGAGAACAAGCUGAAAACCGAGAUGGACGACCACCGCCUGCGGCUGGACAAGGAUCUCGAAACGCAACGCAACAACUUUGCGGCGGAGAUGGAGAAGCUCGUCAAGAAGCACCAGGCAGCCAUGGAGAAAGAGGCCAAAGUGAUGGCUAACGAAGAGAAGAAGUUUCAGCAGCACAUCCAGACGCAGCAGAAGAAAGAACUCAACAGCUUUUUGGAAUCCCAGAAGAGAGAAUACAAACUCCGCAAAGAGCAGCUCAAAGAGGAACUGAACGAGAACCAGAGCACCCCCAAGAAAGAGAAGCAGGAGUGGCUGUCCAAGCAGAAGGAGAACAUCCAGCACUUCCAGGCAGAGGAAGAGGCCAACCUGCUACGGCGACAGAGGCAAUACCUGGAGCUGGAGUGCCGGCGCUUCAAGAGAAGGAUGCUGCUGGCCCGCCAUAAUUUGGAGCAGGAUCUUGCCCGGGAGGAGCUGAACAAGAGGCAGACCCAGAAGGACCUGGAGCAUGCCAUGUUGCUGCGCCAGCACGAGUCCAUGCAGGAGCUGGAGUUCCGGCAUCUGGGCACCAUCCAGAAGAUGCGCUGCGAACUCAUCCGGCUGCAGCACCAGACUGAGCUGACCAACCAGCUGGAGUACAACAAGCGCCGGGAGAGGGAGCUGAGGCGGAAGCACGUCAUGGAGGUCCGGCAACAGCCCAAGAGUUUGAAGUCGAAGGAGCUCCAGAUCAAGAAGCAGUUCCAGGACACCUGCAAGAUCCAGACCCGCCAGUACAAGGCCCUGCGCAACCACCUGCUGGAGACCACGCCGAAGAGCGAGCACAAGGCCGUCCUGAAGCGGCUGAAGGAGGAGCAGACCCGCAAGCUGGCCAUUCUGGCCGAGCAAUAUGACCACAGCAUCAACGAGAUGCUGUCCACGCAAGCGCUGCGUCUGGACGAAGCCCAGGAAGCGGAGUGCCAGGUCUUGAAGAUGCAACUGCAGCAGGAACUGGAGCUGCUCAACGCCUACCAGAGCAAGAUCAAGAUGCAGGCCGAGGCGCAGCACGAGCGGGAGCUGCGGGAACUGGAGCAGAGGGUCUCCCUGCGUAGGGCCCUCCUGGAACAAAAGAUCGAGGAAGAGAUGCUGGCUCUGCAGAACGAGCGCACGGAGCGGAUCCGAGGCCUGCUGGAGCGCCAGGCGCGGGAAAUCGAGGCCUUUGACUCGGAGAGCAUGCGCCUGGGCUUCAGCAACAUGCUGCUGUCCAACCUCUCCCCGGAGGCCUUCAGCCACAGCUACCCCGGAGCGUCUAGCUGGUCCCACCACCCUUCGGGCGGGCCGGGCCCUCCCUGGGGACACCCCAUGGCAGGCCAGCCUCAGGCCUGGGGCCACCCCAUGCAAGGGGGACCCCAGCCGUGGGGCCACCCCUCAGGGCCCCUGCAGGCCGUGCCUCGGGGUGGCUCGCUCGGGGUCCGUAACAGCCCCCAGGCCCUGAGGCGGACGCCUUCCGGGGGACGGACAGAGCCCGCCAUGAGCCGCAGCGCCAGCGUCACCUCGCAAAUAUCCAAUGGGUCGCAUAUGUCUUACACAUAAUACCUUCCGUUCGGUGCCCCCCGUACGGGUGGGCCGCCCUGCCGGGGCCAUCUGCCCGCCCACAGGAACUGCUGACAAGGCCUCUUCCCCCCUCCCCGGGAACCGGCCCCGGGCAGCGCAGGCUCGGGGGGGGGGCCCGUCUCGCGCGGCGAGCGUUGCCUUCCGCGCUUGCUAUUUGGGAUGUCAUAGUAUUUGGCCGUAGUGUGGCUCUCUCACCUGACCCGCACCGGCUUUAAGGAAGCUACGUGCAGGCGGGGAGGGGUGUGUGGAUACUCCCCACCUUUCCCCCCCCAGCUCUAUGGGGAGAGGGGGGUCCCCGCUUCUCCAGGAGGAAGGUGAGAGGAUUCCCCCUUUUCCUUUGUCCGGGGUGUCUGGAGUCCCAGCUCCCUUGCGCCCGUAUCGGUUCAGCUGCCCCUCCACACCUCUGGGGGUGCUUCCUUGUAGGGAGGGGCCCAGGGGAAGUGCCUCCCCGGGACCUUGCCCGCCAGAAGAGGCUGGGGUCGCGCACCCACCCCCAGGCCCGCGGCCGUCUGCGCGCUCUCCGUUGCACUACGAUGCGCAGCCGUGAGAAUUUCCGGGCGCACCCGCGACGGCUUGGACAGAACUGCACUAGUCAAACGCACCUGCUCGAACCCUCUCUGCGGGUCGGCCCCAGGGGCCGAGGGGCGUGCGAGUGAGCGUGUGUGCAUGCACACAGGAGGGGGCGAAGUGGGGAGGGGGGGCAUGAGAGCCUUUUUAGGGCUUAAUACUGUGACAUCUCACCGCAGUUCAGCCUCAGAACACCGUGCCGGAGCCACGGCCCCGGCCGAUGCCCCUGCUCUCUUUCCGAACCGUUCCGGCCUGCAGCCAACCGCGCCCAGACGCCGGAGGUCUUGUGAACGAUGCCAUAAGUCGCCCCUAAGCCUCCUCCCAGAGACCAGGGGCGGGGGGUCUCUGCUCCUGACACUACGUUUGCCAGUUUUUUUUUAUUGGGCUUGCCACAUUAUUAUUAUUAUUAUUAUUGUUAUUAUUUUUCUCGUUUACAUGUCAAACCGCAACCGUCGUAGGUGUUUGACUUGCCACGGGGAGUCCCGGCUCUUCUGCUGCUGCUGCUGUCGCCACUGGAGACGUUGGUCAUGGGCGGUGCCAGUCCUUGCCAAGCCCGUGGCGAGUGGGCACCGCGGUUUCUGCAGGCCCCUCGGCAAGAGACGCGGCCUCCGAGGAGCCACGCGGGGCCCCCGGGGGCCCCAGAGGGAGCUGGCUCGGGGUCGGGGGUCCCUUCCGUGCCACUGCAGGGAAGGGGGUCCCUGUGGGGCACCCGCGGGAUCCCCGGGAGCAGUUGGCCUUCAGCUCGGUCAAGUUACUACCAGCUGCCCCCCCCCCCAAAACCCGGCAUUCUGUUGUACAUUAUUUUCCUUGCACACUUUAAGCAAACACUAGCUACUAACUUUAGGAUUUGCCUUUUAACACACCUGUAGGGCUGAGAAAUAUUAAAAGGUUUUAUUUUUUUUUUAAAUGUCUCUCCGUGACAUACCUGUAUAGAAGAAUAUACUCUCGUGUGUGUCACACUUUUUUGAUCUUUUUUUUUUUUAAUCGGUGUGACUUUUAAUUUAGCUAAAUUAAAAACACACACACACACACACAUCACUCCAGCUCCUUUGGUUCGGCUGUAUCUUCCUUCCCCCCCUCCCCCGCAUCCCACUUUGGCUUCGGACUGGGGAGGACUGCCAGGAGCAGAAGAGGGCCUGGAGCCUGGCCUGAAAAAGGGGGGGGGGAAGAGUCAGAAGACCACCACCCCACCCACACACACUCCUGAAUUGGGCACAGCUACAGUUGCCAAUAUGGAGGGGCAGGAGCAGCACAAGCCCCCCCCCCUUCGGGGUUGGCCUGCCUCUUACCAGUCCUGAGAUUGCUGUGAGCUCUCUUUUGGGGUGAAGUUGGGGGGGGGCUGUUCAGCCAAUGAACACUGCAAGUAGGAGGGGAGGGCAGUGACCCCGCAGCCCAUCGUCCCCGACCGAGGCCGGCCAAGCUUAAAACUCUCCGUCGGCAUCACCGGUGAUCUGCUCAACUUGCCUGGUGGCAUCUAGCUGUCCUCAAGAUGCCUCCUUACGGCAAUUGCCUCUUCCGGGACACAACCUAGGUCAGCAGGCACUCUGGACAUGCCCAGUAGCCCACCUGCCCACCCUCCACCCACCCCUCGGAAGCUUUGCUUGCCUCAACAGCAAACAGAUGCGACGUCGAAUUUGACAUUGGCGUUUUUUUUUUGUUGUUGCCAGGGAAGAUUGCGAUGGAAGCCAUUUUCUCUCUCUCUCCCUCUUCCUCCUCCUCUUCCUCCCCCUCCCCACCAUGUACACCAUCCUGUGCCAGAUUCCAGGCUCCCCAUGAAAUUAAUCUUUUAAGUAAAAACAAUUUGCCAAAACCCCA
This is a messenger RNA of Crotalus tigris (Tiger rattlesnake), 4707 nucleotides long. RefSeq names its product TAO kinase 1 (gene TAOK1). The coding region runs from base 232 to 2304 and encodes 690 amino acids. NCBI's taxonomy places the organism in Eukaryota, Metazoa, Chordata, Lepidosauria, Squamata, Viperidae. Gene Ontology annotation, biological process: execution phase of apoptosis. The record is from RefSeq and is a predicted model, not a curated record. The transcript is spliced from 12 exons.